This is a messenger RNA of Miscanthus lutarioriparius, 1239 nucleotides long. NCBI's taxonomy places the organism in Eukaryota, Viridiplantae, Streptophyta, Magnoliopsida, Poales, Poaceae. The record is from the annotation of a GenBank genome assembly.
AUGGAGAUGAAGAUAAUGUACGACGACGCCGAGGCGGAGAUGUCCUCCUCGGCCCACGUGCAGAGACGCCAUGAGAAGAAGGGCCGCCUGAUCUGCGACGUGAAGCUGGCGAAGAAGGCAUGGAUUGCGCCGGGGCAGCACAUCGACUACACCUUCGAGAUCGAGAUGCAGGCCAUGGGCGGCAAGAAGCUGCCCUUCAUCAUGCGCGCCACCGGCUUCCCCGUCGCAUUUUUGCAUAUAGCAAUAUAUGACACGGUGCCCAACAAGUGGGAUGGAGGCGGCGAUAAACGUGAGCACGACGAGGACCAUGACGACAAUGGCCAAACACUUGGCGUGGGGUCGAGUCACAGCUCCCACCGUCACCACCAUGGACAGAUAGAGCCCGAGAGCUAUCGCACAGAAGAAGAAGAAACCAGCCACGUUGACAGGCCCUACCAUGAAGCGUCCGGCGAUCGCCGUGAAGAGGCCGCCAAAACUGGCGAUGCCCUACGACAGGUCCAGCAGAUGGCCCAGGUCAUGUAUGGCAAUGAUGAUACCACAUAUGGCCUGCUCAAACAGCAAAUAAAAUUGUUGUCCAGUUAUUCUUUGAAGGCACUCUGGUUCGCCAUGACCAUGUUCUACGCGUCCCUGACCCAUCACUAUUCUACAUCAACAACAUUCAGCGUCGAAGACACACUGUUCCUGGUUGCUAUCAUCGUGGAUGCAGCGCUCAUCCUACUGCUGUCAAAAUGGGGCAACGCCUUGGUCUGCAUCUCAUGGUUCCUCCUAGAGCUGGCGACCUGCCUUCUGAUUCUAUCGUUCAACAAACAUUACGCCUUCGCCAUCCUCGCCGCGCUACUCCUGGCCGUCGUCGUCGCCCUCCUCCAGCCAAAGCUGCAGCACGCGGCCGAUAGGCACGUGUUGCCAUUCUUCACACAGGACAUGAUCGGAGACGAUGAGGAGAGUCCACACCUGGGCCAUCUGUUGGACCUGUCGCAGGGCAUCGCCAGUUUUGGCGGCCUCUUCAUGGCGAUCGCCGGACGCUUCAUGGUAGGGCCUGUCAACGCGUUUGGUUUCUUCUUCUUCUGUGCGAUAGCUCUCAGGCUCUAUCUGUCCAUGGUAGUGACGGUGGGAGCCGUGACUCGACCCCACGCCAAGUGUCUGGCCAUUGUCGUCAUGGUCCUCGUUGUGCUCACGUUUAUCGCCGCCUGCAUCCCACUUGUUGGGCACUUGGGAAGCAAGCCACAGGUUGUCACGUAG